AUUAGGGUUAGAUAAGUAGCCGGCACUCUGUGGAGCAGUAGCGUCAGCAGCGUCAACAGCGUCAGCGCGAGGGCAGCCGGCAGUUUGUGCUCGUAAUAUUAAAGUUACUCUCACCUCAACGCGCACAAUGGCUGAGAAGAUGGACAUGGAGGAAGGGAAGAAAUCCAACGGCGAGCCAUACCUCGAUGAGGCGCUGGCCAACGGCACGAAGAGCCUCAAUAAGGGCAAAGAGCCGCUGGCCCAGCGGGUGAAGAGGAUAGUGAUGGCCAACUUGCUGGUUAUUCUCACGGUUGCUGGUGUCCUCAUCGGUGUUUGUAUUGGACUUGGUGUACGCAACGUGGCUCUGUCCAGGACCCAAAUCAUCUACAUCGGCUUCCCCGGCGAGAUUCUUAUCCGGUUGCUAAAAAUGAUCAUCAUUCCCCUCGUGGUGUGCAGUUUAGUGUCCGGGUCUGCCAGCAUUGACCCUAAAGCCUUGGGCAAACUCGGCGGCUGGGCUAUGCUCUUCUUCCUGGUCACCACCUUAAUUGCAUCUGCUAUUGGGGUUGUGAUGUGCUUAAUUUUAACCCCUGGGGUAGGUUCAAUAGCCAAACCCAAGGUACAAGGCAUGGAUGGAGGGGUGCCUGUCGCUAAAGAAGUGAUAGACUCCUUCUUAGAUUUGAUCAGAAACAUAUUUCCCUCCAACUUGGUGUCUGCUGCCUUUCAAUCAUAUGCAACCAGCUACAAGCUAGUAACCAAAAAUGGCACUGAUGGAAACCUCAAUUUCACAGUGGAGAAGGUACCCUUUGGAACAGACCAGGAUGGCAUGAAUAUUCUUGGUCUGGUAGUGUUUGCCAUUGUGUUUGGUGUGGCUUUGAGGAAGCUGGGAGAGGAAGGCGAGAUCCUCAUCAAGUUCUUCAACUCCUUCAACGAGGCCACCAUGGUGCUGGUCUCCUGGAUCAUGUGGUAUGCCCCUCUUGGUAUCAUGUUCCUUGUAGCUGGCAAGAUUGUUGAGAUGGAGGAUGUUGCCACACUAUUUGCCAGUCUGGGAAAAUAUAUAGCCUGUUGUAUCAUCGGACAUGCCAUUCAUGGCCUUCUCGUUCUGCCCGCCAUUUACUUUGUCAUUACAAGAAAGAACCCAUACACCUUCCUCUGGGGGAUAUUCACAGCGCUGGCAACGGCCUUUGGGACAAGCUCCAGCUCUGCCACUCUGCCCCUGAUGAUGAAGUGUGUGGAGGAAAAUAACGGCGUCUCCAAGCACAUCAGCCGUUUCAUCCUGCCCAUCGGAGCGACGGUCAACAUGGACGGUGCUGCUCUCUUCCAGUGUGUGGCUGCUGUUUUCAUCGCUCAACUGAACGACACUUCCCUUAACUUCAUCCAGAUCAUCACCAUCCUUGUGACAGCUACAGCAUCCAGUGUUGGAGCAGCUGGUAUACCUGCUGGUGGUGUGCUGACCCUAGCCAUCAUCCUGGAGGCAGUAGGACUGCCCACCCACGACAUCUCUCUCAUCCUGGCCGUUGACUGGCUUGUUGACCGUACCUGCACAGUGCUGAAUGUAGAGGGCGAUGCUUUUGGCGCUGGGCUCUUGCAGCACUUUGUGGACCGCACUUCCAAACAAGAGCAGGGAGCAGAGCUGAGCGAGGUCAGGCUGGAAGGAGACCCAUCAACACCUGCGCCCGAGCACUCGCCGCUCAUUGAGAAGCGAGGUGGGAGGGACAGUGUAGAAGGUGCCAAGAAGGCUGGUGAAACUGAGUCUUUCAUGUAAUCCAGCUGAUGACACUCUCAAUGACACUCACUUAUUUCACACUACUACAAAACCAAAACCUGAGGUUCAAACGCCCAUUAUCCUUUUAUUUUGUCUGCCCAGAAGACAAGCGAGGAUGGACAUGCACACUGUGAUGCAAUGAAACCUUCCCUGUCCUCAACACUAAUCUGGUCCAUAUUAUGGCAGUGACUUUUGUUUCCUUGUUGUGGGACAGUACAUGCAUUAGGCUGGUUACUAAUGUUGCAUUGGGUUUGUCCUCUUCAAUUUAUAAAGACAGCAUUUUAUCAUGUGACCAAGUUGUAUAAACCAGGUGUUUAUUAUUACACUGUACAUCCAAUGGGAUGUCAAGAGGCUCUUCCAGUGCCCCUCUGACAUUUAAUUUUAUAAAUAAGGAGAAAUGUUACACUAAUGUAUGAUUAGGAAACGGAAGUUAUGUGGAUGUAGUUACCAAUUGGGCCCCCUGUAACCAAUGUGUACACUGCUCAUAUUUACCAUGAGGUCAGCUUUGUGGUGGAAAACAUGAAAAUGUCUGUCUUUAAAAGUUGACUAAAGACCACCACACAGCUUGCAGUCUGUUUUCAUAUGUUCCAUCUGGAGUCUAAUAUCUUAAUAAUUAAAGAAAUGUGUAAUUUUAUUAUGCAUGAUUAUGGCCACUUUCAUGCAGAGUUCUUAUGUAUUAUAACUAUAUAUAUCUUGUUCAAUUUGUCACAGCAUAUAAAAUACUAGUGUAACUAGGCUAUAUUCCAUAGACUCUGCAUGUAAAUGGCCCAUAAUGUCUGUAUAACAAAAGGCACAAACAUUUUAUUUUUAUUUUUCUUAUAGUUUAGUCUGUGGUUAUUCCAUGCCAAUGGUUCUCAUGUACGAUGCCUUUCUCACGCUAUAAAGAAAUAGCACUAAAAGGAAAUGGAAAAGAUAUUCUCAAUGUCCCUAAACUAAAUGAAGGAACUUUUCCCCAAGAACUCUAAUGAUGUCAACAUGUAUGGCCACAGAGUGACCUCAGGGCACUCCUGCCUCUUCUAAUGGACACCAGUGUGAAGGCAGGCAACACAACCUCAGGUUUAACUAUGGCUUGAAGACUGUCUUAUAUUCUGAGACCAAAAUCACUCCAACUCAGCAAACAUGAAGGACACUGUUGAAUUCCUGAUAUCAUUGAACGACAUUUUCAAGGAGAUGUAUAUUUAAUUUUUUUUACUAAAGCUGACAUUUUACUCAUGAUGUUGCACUGUGUAGUCACCAGCAUCUUGGCAAGGCACAAAUGCAUUUUAAAGCACAGACUGUAAUGAGGACAUUUGUUUGAUGUUUUAUAAAGCGUAGUGUGACUUCAUGUGAUGCAAGUAAAAACAAAGUCCUUCCACAACAAGGUUGUCUCUACGUUGAUGGAAUAGCAGCAGUGGACUGCUGGUUUGUGUUGACCGUUAAGCCCGGAACCUGUAUGAGUUGUAAGUCUCCAUUAAAACUUUGUUUUGCUUAUGAUGGCCAUAAACAUGAAAUACUAGUUAUAUCGGUGUUAGGCUUUCUCGUAUGUUAUUGAGUCAGAUAAUUAUGCCUAUUUAUUUCCCUAAUCAAAAUCCAAAGACUGUUUUAUUUUUUUUAAGCCGAUGUUUUGACAUGUCAGUAACUCCAAAUUUUGAUUGUCUGCCAGCUUCCAAGUCUUCUUGUAAAAAGUGGUUGGUGGUAGAUUUUGUUUUUAUACAUGUUGUGGGUGAGUUUAGACCUAUGUACAAGAUGCUUCCAUUUGGAGUUUUCUCUUGCAAUUUUGCAGUGUGCAUUUAGGAAACUUCAGACUCUGGUGCCGGUAUGAAUUGUUUUGGCUGCACACUUGAGUCUAUUUUCAAAUGCAACAUGCAUAUGCAAUUAUGUGUGCAACAUAUGCAAUGUAUGAUUAACUGCUGUUGCACUAUUGAAUGUUUAUCUUCAUCCAUAUCACCUUUGACUGUUGAAAGCUCUACCAAAUGACAGCAGUAUAUGCUACUAAUGUUCUAUACAAAGUUUCUCACGUCGGUUUUCUUUAUCAGCUUUAUAUUGUUGUCGUGAUGGUCCUCUAUGAAAUCACUGUGGGCCUGUGGCCUCAUUAUUACUACAGCCGAAUGUCUAAAAUGUUAACCAUUUGGUGGAAGGUUGUAAAGAUGUUGUCAUUCUGUUCUGAGAUCUUUCACCAUAUGGCUGUCUGGUCUGAGCAUAGUAUUUGUGUGUCUACAUGUACUUGUAAUGAUUUUAUCAGCGUGGCCGCGCUUAAAAAAAAAAAAAAAAGUUUCCCGGUUACAGUCUGAAUUUAAUGUCUUUAGGGUUUACACAAUAAAGGUUCUUUUUCUUA
Messenger RNA from Cottoperca gobio, 4055 nucleotides. RefSeq names its product solute carrier family 1 member 5 (gene slc1a5). Gene Ontology annotation, cellular component: plasma membrane. Lineage: Eukaryota; Metazoa; Chordata; Actinopteri; Perciformes; Bovichtidae. Gene Ontology annotation, biological process: L-aspartate import across plasma membrane. Bases 128 to 1741 code for a protein of 537 amino acids. Gene Ontology annotation, molecular function: neutral L-amino acid transmembrane transporter activity; L-aspartate transmembrane transporter activity; symporter activity. The record is from RefSeq and is a predicted model, not a curated record. The transcript is spliced from 8 exons.